AUGGCAAAGCACUGGGAUUGCGGAUGGGCUUUGGAUGAGUGUUCGCCCUCUUGGCCCACCGUCUGCGCCCUUCGUCGCACCGUGAUCCGGUCGCCGGAGACGACCGAGCCGCCUCUGGCGCGUGGGAAGCAAGCCUUCGAGCUGAAUGGUGGAACGGGCACUCACGUGGAUGCGCCCUCGCACUUCAUUGCAGGUGGACGUACUAUCGACCAGCUCCAGUUGAAUGAGCUCGUGGACGUCCCCUUGGCUGUGGUAGACGUUUCGACUGCGUGCAGUGCAGAUCCAGACCACCAGGUAAGUCGAGAGGAGUUCACUGCAGACGAAGAGCUUCACGGUCGCAUUCUUCCAGGAAGCCUCGUCUGCGUUCGAACCGGCUGGGCAGCGCGACAUAGAGAGGCCGAGACCAGCCUGCGCGAGGGAUGUCCCGGGCCCUGGACGGUUUACCAUGGCAAAGGAUGCGAAGAGGAUCUGCAUCCUGACUACAAGCUUCCCCGCAUGCACUUUCCCGGUGUCUCUGCUCAGGGAGCAGAGUGGCUGGUGCAGAACAGGGAGAUCGUGGGCUUGGGCGUGGACACGCUUUCGCCAGAUGCUGGAGCCAGUGAAGGCUUCAAGACUCACCAUGCAGUGUUGGGAGCUGAUCGGUACAUCGUGGAAAACUUGAACCUCGAGGGCCUUCCGGCGCGCGGCGCGCGGGUCACCGUGGCCCCGACGGCGCUUCGAGGAGCGCCGGAGGCGCCGGCGAGGGUCUUUGCCACACUAGCCUGA
This is a messenger RNA of Symbiodinium sp. CCMP2592, 765 nucleotides long. NCBI's taxonomy places the organism in Eukaryota, Dinophyceae, Suessiales, Symbiodiniaceae. The record is from the annotation of a GenBank genome assembly.